This is a messenger RNA of Serpula lacrymans var. lacrymans S7.9, 519 nucleotides long. RefSeq lists its product as uncharacterized. Bases 1 to 519 code for a protein of 172 amino acids. The record is from RefSeq and is a predicted model, not a curated record. Lineage: Eukaryota; Fungi; Basidiomycota; Agaricomycetes; Boletales; Serpulaceae. The transcript is spliced from 3 exons.
AUGACUGUAGAGCUUUAUCUGACAUAUUUUGACUCGCCAAAAACACCUUUCCAAGACGAGUGGCCCAAUGGUGAUAUAAACACUAUUUCAGUGCUGGUGACACAUAUUUUAGUACCAAUAUAUGAUGAUUCUGGAACUAUCUGUGGUUAUGUCCAACGUGAGCAACAGCCAACUGGACAGAUGCGGCAACAUCUGGCAAAUAGUAAUAGCCUUAACCCCACUAUCCAGCUAAUGACAGUGCCAGUAAAGCGCAAAAAGAAUAAUGGUGGUAUCAUAUCACAGAAAACCACAGGUAUGAGCACUCUCAAGGGACCAGAAGAACACGUCCUACGGACAAAACGGGUAUUGCAACGCCUGCACGAUAAUGACCUAUACCUGAAACUAGAAAAAUGCAUGUUUGAUGUAAAUGAGAUUGAAUAUCUCGGCAUGAUCAUCUGUCACAACCAGGUAAAAAUGGACCCCGUCAAGCUGGCAGGAAUCAAAGACUGGCCUACCCCAACCAAUAUCCACGUAGUCUGA